This is a messenger RNA of Megalobrama amblycephala (Wuchang bream), 6381 nucleotides long. Its product is annotated as gastrula zinc finger protein XlCGF8.2DB-like. The coding region runs from base 4658 to 5716 and encodes 352 amino acids. Lineage: Eukaryota; Metazoa; Chordata; Actinopteri; Cypriniformes; Xenocyprididae. Gene Ontology annotation, molecular function: RNA polymerase II cis-regulatory region sequence-specific DNA binding; DNA-binding transcription factor activity, RNA polymerase II-specific. The record is from RefSeq and is a predicted model, not a curated record. Gene Ontology annotation, biological process: regulation of transcription by RNA polymerase II; positive regulation of DNA-templated transcription; central nervous system development. Gene Ontology annotation, cellular component: nuclear body; nucleus. The transcript has 4 exons.
CUUUUAUUUUGGUCUGGUGAUGUGACGUCAUGACUCUGCGCCGCAUUCAUGCAUCUGUUGUGAUUCGCCUGUAAAAAGAAAAACUCCUGGAGAAGCAGCUGAGAUCCUCACGACAAACUAUUAUAAAGAUGGCGUUUAUUAAAGAGGAAAGUGAAGAUAUAGAGAUUGAAGAAGCAUUCAGCGUAAAACAUGAAGAUACUGAGCAACAAACAGUGUUUGGUCAUCAGAUGCUUCCAUACGAAUUGGCUGUUCAUCACGGCUGCUUCUUCUCUCAAACCUCGACUGAUUACUCAUUCACAAUGUACAAUGGACUACUUGCACAACUACUUCUGUGUUCUACUCAUUACAGCUCGAGGGUUUCUGGUCAGCGUUCAGCGCACUUAUAUACAGAGAGCUUCUUGUGAAAAUGCAGAUUAUUCAUAUGGUUUAGGGCUGGCAAAUGUUUUGUAAACAAUUAAUUAUAUUUUCUGCAUUAACAUUAAUUAUCUUCAACCUGCUGAAAUGUUUAUUAAUGUAUUUCGCUUCCAAAUGCGCAUUCUGAAUAAUAAAUAAAUAUAUUUCCCCACUAACCUGCCGCCGUCAAGUGCUCGUCUUGUCAUUAGCAGUGUUUCCUUUCGAAAGGGAACUCAACUCUGCGUUGGAAUACGCAAUGGGAGGGAACGUCACGUGACCCAGGUGUCUGAAAGCCAACUAUCCAAUAAUUCCAAUCCCUAUUGGCCGGCGACAGCCUAUGACGUAAUAUGGCGCGACCCGGAGUAUAAAGGAGCGCCUGAGGAAACAGUCAGCAUCUCAUCGUCUUUCGGUCCUGUUCUGUCUGAUUUCGACUAUAUCGACUCCAGUAAGGUUUUUAUAUAUGCCUUACAAACGUUCAAGAGAGUGUGUUUAUCCAUGUCCCAGGGUUUGACACUUGAUAUACACAUUUUUCUGGACGUUUUCUGUCUGGAGAGGAGCACGCAUAGACAGUGCUUGAGGGCGCUGUCUGUUGUUUACUGUGAGCCUCUUCCUAUCGGGACGCUCCGUUCUCGUUUGGCACUCUUCCUGAGGGAAGAGGUGUCUGCAUCUGUGCCUGGUGAUUCUGGCCCCAUUUGUGCUGAGGCAUAGCGGUGGCUGCCAUCAUAGGGAUCGCAGAUGAGCUCGUUGGGAGGUUUGAGAGAAUUGUAUUCUCUCUCUCUAACUUUCCCGGGGCUGACGAGAACGAGUGGAUGAUGAUGACGUUCGUGUUUGACGUCAUAGCAUUCGGCGAGCGCUCCUCUGGCUUGUGUAUGUGAGCUACUGUGUGUUUGGGACGCCAGGCCGCAGGAGGGUCUAUAUUUUAUGUGUUUAAAAUAAGACCUUAUUUUCCUGUAUAGUUUUCUGAGCAUGUAGUCGGAAAAAUUAGGUUUUUUUUGGGCAAACUGAAGUUGAUAGACUGGCUAGAGUAUAUGUUGUUCAGGCCACAAAAUGGCCGCCUCUUAGCCACCUGUUUAGAGUAGCUUCUCAUCUGCUGUUUUCUAGAGUAGUUUGAGUUAGCACUCGUCACUUCAGUUAAUAUGUAUGUUUAGGUCGGCCUUAAUCAGCCGCCUGACAUUGUUUGCUUGUGAGCUUCGCUUUCUUUCUUUUAUCCAUGUGAUUUGGAGGUGAAACCCAGGCUUCACUAGGCUUGUGGCCCUGUAAGAAGGCCCGUAGCUUAGCGGCCAGGCUAGAGCUAGGUUAGUUGUGUUAUUUACAUAUAACCCUAUGUAUACUAUCCCUUGUCAGGUUGUAUAGUUCCUAGUUCUGGCCACCUCCCGAGGGAGUUGUUAGGCCGUAUGCCCAUUAUCCCCUUGCUAUGUAGGUGCAAUUGUUGAGUUUAACAGCUAGGUUGUAGACUGUUUUUUAGACUCCCUGAUGCUGUUAUCUCAGGUGGUAGGCCCUUAUCUUUGCGUAGAUAAGUUCAUGCUGUGUGUGCAAGGCCCCACUCUCUAGAACUUUUAUGCUAUGGAAAAUGUGUUUUUUCCUCUGAGCUACUUGCUCUUUUAUCAAGUUUGAGUUGGCGUUGCUUGUGUUUAGCAUCUGUCCUCUAUGGCUCAGUACAGAUUUGAUAAUCUGUAGGGAGAAAAUAAUUUUCCUCUUUGAAAAUAGCAUAUACAUCAAAGUGUUGUGUUUGCUUUGAAGUUCUAGACUUUUGACCUACAUUAUAUGUGAGCUUACUUAUGCUGCCACAGGUUAGCACCUGUUCUCAUAAUAGCAGGCUUUUUCAUGUAGCCGCUAUUGGAGACCUUGGUGACCUAAUAUUCCCCAUUUGUAGGUUUAUUGGUGUUACUGAGUGCAUGACCUGUUGGAUUGCAUACUCAGGGUAGUAUAGAACCACUUUUUGAGAAAAGCUGGUUUCUAUUAGCUCCCUUUUUGUGAUCUUGUUAACAGCUAUAUUGCAUAUAACUUUGAUUGUAGGCUCUUAUGGUUAAUUAGCCUCCUUCUAGUUUGCCUCCUUUUUAGCUGACUUGUUGGCAGGAUCCCUGGGAAUCCGAGAACCCAUACCACCAUCAGCCACGUCCCACCUCUGUUGAGUAGGCCUUAAGCAGGCCUCUCGUGGAGUAUGGCAGCGUAAUAUGCAUUCCUUCUCUAAGAAGUUCGUGACAGGUUUUCCACUGAAUGCAUGGCCUGACGGUUGAUAUGGUCUUGGACUGGCUGAUGCCACAUGUUUACUAUGGUAGGCCCUAAUAAGGCCUCCUUUUUAGUUUACAUGUUGGCACAGUGUGUGUUAUAUGGACAAACAGGCUGAAUGCCACUUGUUGCUGAGAUUGUAGGCCCUAUAGGCCUCCUUUUUAGCUGACAUAUUGGCAGGAUGCUUGUGAAUCCAAUACCACCAUCGGCCACGCCCCACCUCUGUUGAGUAGGCCUUAAGCAGGCCUCUCUUGGAGUAUGUGGCGUAAUAUACACUCCUUUUAGAAACUAAAUCUUUGAAUGCAUGGCCUAAUGGUUGGUAUUGUUAUGGUCGCCACCUGCUGAUGCCACGUGUUUACUAAGGUUUUCCUGCUUUUGUUUACCUGCGUAGCAUGUUGGAGUUCAGUUAUGUACUCCUCUCGCUUUGAGAGUAAAAAGGUGCUUUUUCCGAGUACUGUUCUGAGUGGCUGACUUCUCAGGGUGAGUUCUGGUGGUAAAACCUAACUGAGGUUUGGUUAUAACUACAUCAGCCUCCUUGAGUCUGGGUGGAUUGUCAUGUGGGCACUUUACAGUUUAACUACUGUCAUUGAGUCAUAUGUCCUGCUCCUAGCAAGACAGGUGUUCAAGGUGGCCCUCACAAGCCACCAUUGAAUGUCCUUCUAUGAUUAUGUGCCCACAGUAUGGUCUACCUGCUAGGUUGAGCUUUGAACUUCCCUGUUAGGGUUGUUUGUGUAAUAGUGCUUAGCUCCCUAAGCUGAUCAUGGGUUGUAGGCUUCCAUGAGGCCUCCUCCUGAGGUUCAGCCCUAGGCUGGUUUGUGCUCCCCUGUAUCAGGGUUUCUAGUGCACAGUCUGUUUUUACUCUACAGUUGCUGAACGGCACUUGUUGCUGAAAUUGUAGGCCCCACUAGGCCUACUUUUUAGUUGAUUUGUUGGCAGGAUGCUUUCGAAAAAACCUGACCACCUUAAAAAAGCCAUGCCCCACCUCUGAGGCCCUAAUCAGGCCUGUUCACGUUGGGUGGCAGCGUUCUAUGUAUUUCUUCUGAGGAAGUUUCAAUACUAAAUACAUGGCUUUUGGGUGGACUGGUUAUGGCAGCCCCUUGCUGAUGCCAUAUGUUUACUAAGGUAGGCCUCUUCUCGCUGUGAGAAUUUAUGGUGCUUUUCCGAGUACUUUGAGUGGCUAGCCCCUCAGGGUGUAUGCUGUGGUGAAACCUUACUGAGGUUUGGUUUGAACUGCAUCCGUCUCCCUGAGCCUGAUCUUACGCUAGUUGAGCUAAUAGCCACCUACAGUGGCAUGAAAAAAGUAUGUGAACCACUUGCAGAAUCUGUGAAAAUGUGAAUAUUUUUAAUAACAUAAGUGAGAUCAUACAAAAUACAUGUUAUUUUUUAUUUAGUACUGUCCUGAGUAAGAUUUUACAUAAAAGAUGAUUACAUUUAGUUCACAAGACAAAACAAUAGCUGAAUUUAUUAAAAUAACCCCAUUCAAAAGUUUGUGAUUGAUUCUCAAUACAGUGUGUGGUUACCUGUGUGUGACAGGUGUUCAGGGUGGCCCCUCCAGGACACUUUCUGAAUAUACUUCUGUAUCAUAUUCAGUUACUUUCAUGCUGUAGGCCCUCUUGGCCUCCAUGAGUAUGUGCCCAUUGCAUGGUCUACCUGUUAGGUGAGUUUUGUACUUCCCUUUCGGGUUAUGUAUGUAAGGGUGCUUUCACACCUGCCUCAUUUAGUUCGGUUGAAUCGUACUAGAGUUCGUUUCCCCCUUUGGUGCGGUUCGUUUGGGCAGGUGUGAAAGCAGCAAUCGCACUCGGGUGCGCACCAAAAGCGGACCAAAUAAGCGUACCGAGACCUGCUUGAAGAGGUGGUCUCGGUACGCUUUCAAACGAACUCUGGAGCGGUUCGUUUGUGGUGAGAACGUGAUCCAACCUCGAACAGACCCAACUGCAAAAAGUACUGAUCAUUUUUGGACUAAACCAGCUGCCGUAGUCAGCUGCGCUAUGCAUUAUGGGAUGAGGAAGUGUUUGUUGACAGUUUGCACUUUAGCAUGGCAGCUCGCGGACAAACUUGGAGUUGUGAGGAGGUGCGGAGCCUCAUAGAAAUUUGGACUGAUGACCAUAUUAGGUCCCAACUUUCGAAAACUCAUAAGAACAGCGCGAUCCUCUCAUUGUUUAGCAAACAACUCAGGGAAAGGGGGUUUGAUAGAUCUGUGGAACAGUGCCGGGUUAAGGUAAAGAAGCUCCGCCAGCAGUACAUCCAAGUGCGGGAUGCACUUAAUAAAACGGGCAGCUCGGGUAAGGAGAAAGACAAGUUCCCCUGGUAUGAUGACCUCGAUAAUAUACUUGGGACAAAACCCGACGUCGAUCCGGUGGAUGUCGUUGAGUCCCAUGAAAGUUCAACAUUGUCCGCUUCCAGUGAUGCUAUUGAUGCUAGCACUGUUGACCAAGCUACCGCAUCUAAUACCGAUGUUGACGUGGGAGAUUCAAGCAACAUAUCCUCUGAUGUAGAUGUCACAAACACCGUUGCUGAUGCAGGAGUGUCUGAUGAUCCAAGUACAGAGAGCAGUGCCAAUGAAGAAGGCAUCAUAGGAGAAAGACUGCCCAUUCCUGGAGCCAAAGCUCGAAAAAGAAAGAUAAAGUCUUGCAAAGCUGAUGUUGACAUCCAGGCAUAUAUGAUGGACAACAAAACGAUGCUGACAGAACUGCAUAGAGCUGAACAGAGCCAGGUGGCUCAAGAAGCUGCCUGUUUUGAGAGAAUAUUGAAGGCACAACAGGAGGCUGAGGAGAGAAGAUUCCAGGUGAUGCAGGCACAGCAACAGGCCACUAACCAGAUGUUUCUGCAACUAAUGGGCACUCUAGCAAGUGCACUGAAUCCUGGUCAGCCUCCACCUCAUUCCUCAACAAUGCCAGCCUGGACCACGACACCCCCACCAACAUCAAUCCCUAGUGCUUGGUCCUUGCCCCACCUGUUUCAGCCAACUGCCCUGCUGCCAAUGAAUGAUCCACAUCACCACCGGCAAUCAGAAUCUCCAUCCACCCAAGAAGAACAUCCUAGCACUUCAUCCAUUAUACAUGACAUUAAUAGUACAUACUACUACAAGAUGUAGUUUUUUUUUGUUUUUUUUUUUUUUUUGCUUUUUGAAUUGUUCUGGAAGAAAUUAAUGUUCUGUUUAGUGUUCUGAAGAAUAUACUUAAAGCAGAAAUGACAACCCUGUGUUGUGUUUACUUUUCCCAGAAAUAUGCUACCUCAUUUGCAUUACCUCUGGAGUACACGAGUAGAAUAUAUAAUUUAAAGUAAAAAGAGGACUUUUUUUUUCUAAUCAAUGUUUUUGUAGCCAACAUUUAUGGCAAAGUUGCAUUUGUCUGAAGUUAAACAGGCAAGUUUGGUGUUAAGAAUGUUCUAUUUUUUAAGAACUGUGAUUGUGUUUACAUGUAUAACAUGGCUAGUCCAGUGGCCUAGAAACUGUUAGCAGGCAGUUGAAGGACUAGCUGGAGGCAAAGCUCCCUAAGACCACCACUUACGCACUGAAAUAAUGGCAUAGUGCCUUUAGCUUACUGUUUAUGUGUGGUCUUUCGCAUGGGAGAUCGAGGUUCAAAUUACAAGCACUAUGUUACCUAAUGUUCAUUUUUAUUGUAAUUUCAGACAAUGUACCAGACACAUAGCACUGUUGAAAAAAGACAUUUUAAUUUCAAAAUGGAAAAAAGGUGUUCAGACGUGUCAACUUUACAUUUGUUACAAAUAAAACAGAAAAUAAAACCUUUUAAAGCAAAA